Messenger RNA from Diaporthe amygdali, 1173 nucleotides. RefSeq names its product Mitochondrial carrier protein LEU5. The transcript has 2 exons. The record is from RefSeq and is a predicted model, not a curated record. The coding region runs from base 1 to 1173 and encodes 390 amino acids. Gene Ontology annotation, biological process: transmembrane transport. Lineage: Eukaryota; Fungi; Ascomycota; Sordariomycetes; Diaporthales; Diaporthaceae.
AUGCCAUCGGCCCUGAGGGAUGAUGCCUCAAUGUCGGCGAUUCCACAUCACGAAUCACGAAAGGAUAGCGACGGGACAGGCCGUCGCCUGCGCAAGGGAAAUGUCGCGGUGUGCCCAACAGACGAUGAGGCGGUAGUACCGAGGAAGGUCGACAAGCAGAGCCUUGACUAUCUAUGGCGAUCGGGCACGGCGGGUGGUGUUGCAGGAUGUGCUGCAAAAACUGUCGUUGCGCCGCUCGACCGGGUCAAAAUUCUCUUCCAGGCAAGGAAUCCACAGUUCCUUAAAUACUCCGGGUCCUGGGUUGGCACUAUCACCGCUAUGAAGGUGAUAUAUCACGAGGAAGGCACCGCAGGACUGUUCAGGGGUCACUCGGCCACCUUGUUAAGAGUAUUCCCGUACGCUGGAAUCAAGUUCCUGGCGUACGAGCAAAUACGGUCGGCCAUCAUUCCAAAUAAGGAGCACGAGACUCCCUUUCGGCGGCUUCUGAGCGGCUCUCUCGCCGGAGCAACCUCGGUGUUCUUUACAUACCCGUUGGAAGUGAUACGGGUCCGAUUAGCUUUCGAGACGAAACAGCACAAUCGUUCGUCACUUUCUUCCAUAUGCAGGCAAAUCUACCAUGAGCAUCCUGGCGCUACAUCUGCUGCCGGAACACAGGGAUCAGCGACUGUCAGAGCAGCGACGGCCGCAGCCUCAACGGUGGAGGCCGUCGCACCACAGAUAGGGAUCAUCAACUUCUACCGUGGUUUCACGCCAACGAUCCUUGGAAUGCUGCCCUACGCCGGCGUGUCCUUCCUAACUCACGACACAAUGGGCGAUCUGCUCCGGCACCCCUUGGUUGCGAAGUGGACGACACUGCCGCAGCGCAGGAACGCGCCUGAAGGAAAACCGCCGCUGCUGCAGUCCUGGGCUGAGCUACUGGCGGGUGGUGUGGCUGGGCUGGUGUCGCAGACCUGCUCGUACCCUCUCGAGGUCGUGCGGCGGCGGAUGCAGGUUGCGGGGGCCGUGGGCGACGGCCACCGGUUGCGCAUUGCCGAAACGGCGGCGCUGAUCAUGAAGGAACGGGGCGUACGGGGGCUUUUCGUCGGUCUCACGAUCGGAUACGUAAAGAUUGUGCCCAUGAGUGCAGUCAGCUUCUUUACAUACGAGCGGCUGAAGUCGGUGUUCGGCAUUUAG